AUGGCAGCUGGAUUUGCGGCUUUUCCAUUUGGCACGUGUAAUGCGUUCAUGGCGGAGGCUUGGGGAAUUUUUGUUGGUAUCAAUCUCACGCUUGCCAGAGGUUAUACGGAAGUCAUCGUAAAUAUAGACGUUAAGAGAGUGAAAAAUGCAAUUAUGCAGAAGGAUAACCAUAGUUUCACUAGUUUGGCCUUAAUCCGCCAAAUUCGCUUGUUAAUGGCCAAACACGACGUGGUGUUUCUAGAGCAUACGUUAUGGGAAGCUAAUACUAUUGCAGAUGAUUUAGCUAAAAAGACGAGAGUUUUGCAAAAUGACCUUUGUAUCUUUGAAGAUCCUCCCGAGCAUAUUGCGAAUUUGCUCUUAAAGGACUCCCUUGGUCUUGCUACCUCUAGAGUUGUAGCAAUGUAA
This is a messenger RNA of Vicia villosa (hairy vetch), 405 nucleotides long. RefSeq lists its product as uncharacterized. Gene Ontology annotation, molecular function: RNA-DNA hybrid ribonuclease activity; nucleic acid binding. The coding region runs from base 1 to 405 and encodes 134 amino acids. The record is from RefSeq and is a predicted model, not a curated record. NCBI's taxonomy places the organism in Eukaryota, Viridiplantae, Streptophyta, Magnoliopsida, Fabales, Fabaceae. The transcript has a single exon.